AUUCGCACCAUGCUAACUCAAAGAAAAGGGGGUACUUAACAUUUCAAGUACAUACAUAAAAACAGAAAAGAGGUUGUCCUAAUCCGAUUUCUUUGGCUUUCCAUAGAAGAGUCGCUUAUUCGUGAGAUUCCAAGAAAAAAGGUUGACGGGACCAACGCAAUUGUUAGUUUAUCUGCAAGUCUUCGCUGGACGUGCAUACAAGCGCAUAUGAAUGGGAUAUGUCGAAUCUCAGUGGUAAUGUAUUCGGAAAAGAUACCUCAGGUACAGUUUGGUACAGUUCUGUACAGUACAAUACCUAUCGGUUCUAUCUUACCGUCAUACCUCCAGGUGCUCAGGCCAUACAGUGGAUUAAAAGAGACCUGUCAGUAAUUCGAUGAUUUAACUGCUGAAUUGUCUUCUCAGAAACUCAUAAUCAUUCUCCAGCCUUGCAGAUGGGGCUUAGACCAUCCAUGGCACGACUAGUAAACACAAUCAUGAUGGAAAAUUAAACCGAGAGUCAAAGAGCAAAAGUUAAAAAAA
Messenger RNA from Aspergillus pseudotamarii, 519 nucleotides. RefSeq lists its product as uncharacterized. The transcript has 2 exons. The record is from RefSeq and is a predicted model, not a curated record. NCBI's taxonomy places the organism in Eukaryota, Fungi, Ascomycota, Eurotiomycetes, Eurotiales, Aspergillaceae. The coding region runs from base 208 to 369 and encodes 53 amino acids.